This is a messenger RNA of Amphimedon queenslandica, 1200 nucleotides long. RefSeq names its product RNA binding protein fox-1 homolog 3-like. NCBI's taxonomy places the organism in Eukaryota, Metazoa, Porifera, Demospongiae, Haplosclerida, Niphatidae. Bases 23 to 1081 code for a protein of 352 amino acids. Gene Ontology annotation, cellular component: cytoplasm; nucleus. The transcript is spliced from 9 exons. Gene Ontology annotation, molecular function: mRNA binding. The record is from RefSeq and is a predicted model, not a curated record. Gene Ontology annotation, biological process: nervous system development; regulation of alternative mRNA splicing, via spliceosome.
ACGUGAGCUUCGUUAUUUCAAAAUGGCGGCACUUGGAGACAUCCCACAAGUUGUUAAAGGCGCAGUGGAUAAUGCUUCUGGUAAGUUAAAUGAUAGUAUGGAAGAUUCCUCAUCACAGUUGUCUAGUUUAGAAUCUCAUCUGCAAUCACAGCACUACUCUCGUCAGCACCUUUCAGAAUCUUGCAAUACUUCAAACUAUUCAUCACAAUCUAUGUACAGGCAGCCAUCAGUGAGCACGAACAUAACUACGCAGUCAGACACAGCAUCAUCACAUCAUAACGAACAGGUUACAUCAUCAGAACCAGUAUCUUCCUCUUCAUUUACUAAUACUGUGCCAUCUAACUACUCAAAUACUUCAAAUCCGUCUCCGUCAGUUGAUCAAUUUUAUCGAACAUCGUAUACACCAGAGCAAUCCUCUAAUAAUUCAAAGCUGCCUGUAGCACCAAAAAGACUUCAUAUAAGUAAUAUACCAUUCAAAUACAGAGAAGCCGACUUAAGGCAACUGUUUUCUGGUUAUGGUGAAAUAGUUGAUGUUGAAAUCAUUUUUAAUGAUCGUGGAUCAAAGGGAUUUGGUUUUAUUACUUUAGCUGACAUUGAUGGCGCGAAAAGGGCCAAAGAGGAACUUAAUGGCAAAGUUGUUGAUGGCCGAAAGAUUGAGAUUAAUGAAGCAACCCCACGUACUGGACCACCUAAGAGUAAAAAUGUACGUGGCCCAUGGCCAUCAUCUCAAAACAUUGGUUCACCAUCAUCAUCUUCAUGGUCCAGGAGUGGUGGCCCUUAUGGUGGUAAUUAUCAAUAUGCUUCUUACCAGUAUCAUAAUAGUGGCCGUGGUGGAUACAGGAGUGGUGGUGACUCUCAGUAUCAGGGAGGAUAUGGGUAUCAGCCACAGCAUCAACAGCAAGGUUAUCAAGACUAUACUCAUGGAGGCUAUAACUUUCAAAACUAUGGACCUCCACCUCAACCACACCAUCUCCAAUCACAGUGGUCCCAGUCUAACCAAAGUUACAAUUAUUCUGGAGGAUACAGUGGAGCGACAAAAGCAUCAAGUCAAUCACACGACUAUCGUUAUGCACCUUAUUAAUUUCAGUUAUUAGUAUUAUUAUUAUUAUUAUCAUCAUCAUCAAGAGUGAGUUAUUCACUCUUGUUAUUAUUAAUUAUUAUUAACUUUUAAUUUUAUUGAUGAGAUUUUUGGCAACGUGA